This is a messenger RNA of Kluyveromyces marxianus DMKU3-1042, 1119 nucleotides long. It is a transcript of the gene GAL7, whose product is annotated as UDP-glucose:hexose-1-phosphate uridylyltransferase. The record is from RefSeq and is a predicted model, not a curated record. Gene Ontology annotation, cellular component: cytoplasm. The transcript has a single exon. Bases 1 to 1119 code for a protein of 372 amino acids. Gene Ontology annotation, biological process: beta-D-galactose catabolic process via UDP-galactose, Leloir pathway. NCBI's taxonomy places the organism in Eukaryota, Fungi, Ascomycota, Saccharomycetes, Saccharomycetales, Saccharomycetaceae. Gene Ontology annotation, molecular function: UDP-glucose:hexose-1-phosphate uridylyltransferase activity; zinc ion binding.
AUGUCUUUUGAUUUAACAGAUCACUCGCACGCCCGUUACAAUCCAUUGACGGAUUCGUGGGUUUUAGUCUCACCUCAUAGAGCCAAGAGACCAUGGUUGGGACAGCAAGAAAAGCCUGGUAAGAACGAUGCCCCAGAGUACGAUCCAAAAUGUUACUUGUGCCCCGGAAAUACAAGAGCUACUGGUGGGGAAAACCCAAAGUAUACCUCCACGUACAUAUUCCAGAACGACUACGCAGCAGUUAAGCUCGAGCAGCCAGAGCCAGAUGCCUCUGUCAACGGAAAUGAUCCAUUGAAGCAAAGGUUGUUCCAGUUGAAAGGUGUGAAAGGUAAUUGUUUUGUGAUUUGUUUCUCUCCAAACCAUAGCCUAAGUCUUCCACAAAUGAGUCCAAAGGACAUCACCAACGUCGUUUCUGCCUGGACUGACUUGUACUUGAAGCUGGAAAAGGAGGCCAAGGAAGAGCACAAGCCAUUCAAGUACUUGCAAAUCUUCGAGAAUAAGGGUACUGCCAUGGGAUGUUCCAACCUACAUCCUCACGGCCAAGCUUGGUGCUUAGAUUCUGUUCCAAACGAACCAGCAAAGGAAUUUGUUAGUUUCGCGAAGUAUGAGGCUAAGAACGGUACCCAUUUGCUACAGGACUACGUGACCUUGGAAGAACGUGAGAAAGAGAGAAUUGUUUACGAAAAUGAUUCAUUCUUGGUGGUUGUUCCAUACUGGGCUGUAUGGCCAUUUGAAACAAUGGUAGUCUCCAAGCGCCGUAUUCCAUCCUUGAAACAAUUCACAGAUAAAGAAAGAGAAGACUUAGCUGCAACAAUCAGAAACUUGACUAUUAGAUACGAUAACUUAUUCGAAACAAGCUUCCCAUACUCUAUGGGUAUCCACCAAGCUCCUUUGAAUGCUUCUGAAGAAGAAUUGAAGAAUGCCUGGUUCCAUAUGCAUUUCUACCCUCCAUUAUUGAGAUCUGCUACUGUUAGAAAGUUUUUGGUCGGUUUCGAACUAUUAGGUGAACCUCAAAGAGACUUGACCCCAGAACAAGCAACAGACAGAUUAAAGGUCUUGGAUGGCGAGGAACAUUAUCUAAAGAAGCUUGAAAGAGAAGAACAGGAACAGAAAAAAUAA